UCGACUGGCCUUGCCAUUAGUAAAGUUUAGGUUAACCCUAACCCCAAUGAAAGUUUUUUCGAGAGGGUCGAUAGGAAGGGACCGUAAAAAGGCUUGUAAUUGUUAAACUUCUUAGGGUUAACAAUGGAUAAAUAAAUGUUGUGCUUUUUGUUUGGAAAUGUUUAUUGUGUUUUUUUAUCCCUACUAUGAUAAUUGACAAAGUGUUGUUUAUAUUAUGAUUUCACUUGCGUUUAAUUGAAACAUAAAAAGAAUGAGUCGACGACGUGUCAUGGGACGUCAUAAUUUAAUUGAUUGUUGAUGGAUGUUUGCACGCUCUAGAUUUGGAGCGUGACACUAUUGACCAGAGACAAGUGAUUUUAUCAAAAGAAACAAGUGAUCUUAUCCAAAGAAAAUAGUGAUUAUAUUAUAAAGGGAUAGGUAAUCAGGGACUAGUUAUCAUAUCCAUUCAUGAAUAUGGGAAGUACUUGUAGAAGACGUGUUAAUUUUUGGCGCAAAACUUAGUUUGGCAAGGAAAGCAGGCACGUGUUUUAACUUUCUUAAGAUAAGGACAUAUGGAUAUUGAUUGAUUGAUUGAGUGUUCAGAUUCGAAACCGACUUUUACAUUUACUCUUUUUCUAGAUUCCUGAUUUUUCGAAGAAGGAAAAAUAUUUCCAAUUUUUGUUAUCAAAACUCCCGUCUUCAAAUCUUGGGUUUCCAAAACACCUCAAACUGAAUCAUCCUCUCAUCUUUCUUUUGGACACUCCCUCCUGAACACAAAGAUUCAUCCUACCUCCUCGGCACAGCAACAGUCGCAAGUCCCUCCGUACAAAGCAAUGGCGACUCAAUCUACUCAGGAUGAACCUCCUGGAGGGUCAGAGCAAACAUUGGCUAACAGAUUGAAAGAGCUCAGACAGAAAAAGAGAAGUGCUGAUGAAAUAAGGGCAGAGCUGAAACAGCAAAGAAAAGAAGCAAAAAGUGAAGCGGAGGAGAAAAAGAGAAAGGAAGCUGAAUCUGCCGGACAGGCAGAAAUUGAAAAACAAGCUGAAGCUGCCAGAAAAGCCAGAAUAGCAGCAGAAGUUGAAGCAGAAGCAGAUGCAGAUGCAGAUGCAGCUAGCCUUGACGGAGAAGAGAAAAGGAAAGAAAUCGAAAGAAAAGAAGAAAAGGAGAGGAAAUUGCAGUGUGAAAAAGAAAGACUAGUAAAAAUCAGAGAUUCAUUAUUCGAUGAAAAGGAAGCAGCUUUUUCAGGAGAGAUCGAACCCGAGGAAGAACCUAUUGGAUAUCCUCAUAUUACUGCAACUUCAGCAAGUCCUACAGAUUUGGAAAAAGGGACAGAGACUGAGGACACUGAGCAGAAUGAUAUGACUCAGGGGUAGCCAAAGGACAAACAUCCUUCAGUCCUUGUGACACGAAGUGCUGAAGCAUCAUCCAGCAAGUAUGAAGUAAUGCAGAUGCCGCUUGAGAUCAAGGACAAUCAAGCAGCACUGAGAGAUAAGAUAGCUGUCCUGCGUGCCGAGUUCUUUGAGGAAAUACAAACUAUGCAGGUCAUUUU
Eucalyptus grandis is the source of this 1528-nucleotide messenger RNA. Its product is annotated as translation initiation factor IF-2-like. Lineage: Eukaryota; Viridiplantae; Streptophyta; Magnoliopsida; Myrtales; Myrtaceae. The coding region runs from base 813 to 1352 and encodes 179 amino acids. The transcript is spliced from 2 exons. The record is from RefSeq and is a predicted model, not a curated record.